AUGGGUGUGUGUGUCAGAGCUGUUGCUGAGUUUGUCUCUCCAAUUUGUCCAAUUUCCUCCUGUAGUGUUCUCAAACAGUGUAAAGAUGUGGAGCUCUCCUUCAGUGACGUGACGGGCAAGCCUGAAGCCUUCAAAGGCACCAAGAAAGGGAUGCUGUAUCUCACCCCUUACAGGAUGAUCUUUGUGUCAAAGGGCAAGGAUCCUAUGCAGUCUUUCAUGAUGCCGUUUUAUUUGGUGAAAGGAUGCUCAAUCGAGCAGCCUGUUUUUUCUGCCAAUUACAUCAAAGGACAGAUUCAGGCCGAGGCAGGAGGUGGCUGGGAAGGGCAGGGGACAUUUAAACUGACUUUCAACAGUGGAGGAGCCAUUGAGUUUGGACAGUUGAUGUUCAAAGCUGCCUCUAAUGCUUCUAGUGGCGUUCCUCUCCAGAACCCUGGCUAUGGCUAUACACCUGUGCCCGGAGGGUAUGCACCCGCCCCGCCUGCUCCUGGGGGUUAUUCACCUGCGCCGGGGGGCUAUGCUGCUCCUCCACCACCAAACGGACCGUAUCCUUAUACACCACCGCCAAUGAAUGCCUAUGGACCUGCUCCACAGCCCAUGGGAUAUCCGUACGCCCAGACUCCAGGUAUUUACCCACCGCUUCCAAACAUGAACCCCGUGUAUGUGCCACCUCCUCCCCCCUACUCCGGGCCAUCUCCUGCAGGACCCUCGGCCCCCUCAGCUCCUCCAGCCUGGGUGGGCCCAGGGAUGCCAGGGGACAGUAAGGCCAUGGAAGCCGCUUCCAGUGCCUAUUACAACCCUGCCAACCCACACAAUGUGUACAUGCCCAUGGAUCAGCCGCCUCCUUACACACCUCCUGAGGAUAAGAAGAACAACUAA
Messenger RNA from Cariama cristata (Red-legged seriema), 876 nucleotides. RefSeq names its product WBP2 N-terminal like (gene WBP2NL). Bases 1 to 876 code for a protein of 291 amino acids. Gene Ontology annotation, biological process: positive regulation of DNA-templated transcription. NCBI's taxonomy places the organism in Eukaryota, Metazoa, Chordata, Aves, Cariamiformes, Cariamidae. The transcript has 7 exons. Gene Ontology annotation, molecular function: transcription coactivator activity; chromatin DNA binding. The record is from RefSeq and is a predicted model, not a curated record. Gene Ontology annotation, cellular component: nucleus.